AUGCAUCCUAUCUUUGAAAGUAGAUCAGGUGGCUGUGCCGCUGACGGUUCUUGGUCAGGCGGUUGCUCCGGCAGUAGAUUAGCCGGCCGCAGUGACGGCGAUGGACGGCCGCUCGUAACGUAUCAGGCUUCGAGGAGUUCUCGCCGCGAAUGGCCCUCGAGCUUGUCACAACGCCCGCAGGCUGCGGCGAUACGCCCGCAGGCUGCGGCGAUGCGACCGCCCAACUUAAUCUCUAAGGCGACUCGAAACAGAUCGCGUAAUUCGAAAGAGGAAGGCAUCCCGCAGUUUCCGAUUUUCCUGAUGUGGAGACGAUUAACCUUUUUGCGUUCCUGUUGGGCCAUAGCCCUCGUCGUCCUUCUCACCGUUCUCCACCCGACUGCAACCCUAGCCAGCCGCAACGGCCCUGCCGUAGACUCGUUGCGACGUCCCUCUUCCGCAAAAGGCGACGGCGAUCGCGGAGGAGCGGCGCUGACGGCGCAAUCGGAGGCGCCUAUGUUCGAGGCGCACAUGCUGGAGAAGUGGGCCGCCGUGAAACACGGCGAGCCGCAGCCCAGCAGCCUGGAAGAAAUCGCGCAGGUGUUUCUGCAGGAGGGGUAUGGCGACGCGACGGCAGAGCUGGAAUGUGUCACCACGAGCGGCCGGAAUGGCCGCAGCAUCGUUAUUAGUAGAACCCUUACUAGCAGUAUCACGGCCCGCAGCAGCAGCGGCGGCGGUGGCGGCAGCGGCUUUAUCCCGCGGCGGUCCGGGGCGCUGCGCGCGCAGAGUCCGCGGUUGAGUUCCGCGGAGCGGGCGCGUCGGCUGUUAGACGCUUCGGGCGAGGAGGUGGUGCCGAUUCAGGCGCCCCCGCUGGGAUCGCCGCCAACAACGGGCGACCUGAAUCAGCCGUGGUAUCGCUUCGAGACCGUGUCGCAGCUGCGGUUCGUCGACUGGCGCGCGUCGCGGUACAGGACGGGCCUGCUGCUCCAGGACGGGUGCGAGAGCUGCUGGGCGUUAGCAGCGACGGACCUCCUCUCGAUGCUCUGGGCCCUCGCUUUCAACGCCACGGCGCCCGUGCCGCUCGCGCCGCAGCAGGUCUGCGACUGCGGCACGGGCAGCUGCUGCCGCGGCGGCUGGCCCGAGUGGGUGUUCCUCUACGCGAUGAGCAACGGCGGCGUUGCGCGGGAGAUCGAUUAUCCUUACACUGCUGUGGACGGGUUGAGUUGCCGCGGAUUGCAAACCGGCGCGGUGAAAUUGGGGAACGUUAGCGGGUGGGAGAAAGUUCCGGCGAAAAGCGCGGUUUCGCUGAUGAAAGCGGUUUCGCAGCAGCCGGUGUUGGUAUACAUCGCGACGGAUAGCGACGAUUUUCGGGGAUACAGUGGGGGUUUAUUUAAAGGAGUUUGCGGAAAAGAUAUCGAUCACGCGAUGAUUGUGAUGGGUUACAGUUUAGACGCGGCGGAGGGACCCUAUUGGCUGCUGAAAAACACCUGGGGGCCGGAGUGGGGCGAAAUGGGUUACAUGAAGCUGCCGAUUUUGAACGAAAGCCAGCCGACCGGGAAGUGUAGCAUUCACAGCGAAGCUGCGGUUUACCCAACCUUUUACGAUUCGCGGAGUAAUGCGAACCCGUGUAACGUUCGCCCGCAGCCGUGCGGUGGGGGCACAUGCAAACUGCAUUCAGACGGCGCGGCGCGGUGCACGUGCCCCACGGGAUUUGUGGAGAGGAGGGAAUCGACCGGGCCGCCCAAAUGCGUGCGGGCGGACCUGUGCGGCGCGAACCCGAACCCGUGCGGCUCGGGAAACUGCUCGAAUAAAUUCGACGGCAGCUACACCUGUUCCUGCCCCGCGGGGUCGGUAAUCGGAGCGCGCACGGACGGCGCGAUGACGUGCGUGCUCGGCACGUUUCAGAGCGGGCUGCAGACCUACACCGUCGCUGCCGGGGACACCUGCGAGUCCCUCGCGCGCGCGUUCAACAUAACACCCGCAUCCCUUGAAGCCCGGAACCCCUUCGUUGACUGCUCCGUCCCGCCACUCACGCCCGGCUACAUCCUCAUAGUUGCCGGCGACACCAACAUCACUCUCGGCUGCGCAGCAGUCGACCUCAUCUCCCCAAACGACACCUGCACAGCCAUCGCUGCGCGUAACAACUUUACCACGAAAGUCCUCCAAGCGCUCAACCCGGGUGUGAACUGCUCGCUGCCCGCGCCGUCGCCGUCGCUGCGAGUGUCGUCUACAGUGUGCGUGCGAUCCGGAAUGCUGUCUACAACUGCGCCGGCGGCGGUGUCGUGUGGGCAGACGUACCGCGUGCAACCGGGGGAUACCUGCAUGAAUGUGGCUCUCAACGCCAGCAUCACGCUCACCCGCCUCUUGCUCCUCAACCCCGGGCUGAGAUGCACCACCAUGGCCCCUCUGGACCCCUCGAUGUUGCUCUGUGUGGCGCCACUGACGGUGGAGCUUGUGAGCGUUGAGUGCGCCGAGUGGUACUCUGUCACCCAGGCCGACACCUGCACCCGCAUCGCCAACGCUGCUCUGCUCUCCAUGGAUGAUUUCAUGAAGCUCAAUCCCGGACUCAGGUGUGACCCGCCAUACUUCCAGAUUGGCCAGCAGGUGUGCGUCGCAGGGGCAAUCGACGCGUUCAGUGCCGACUCUCUCUCCUCCGACGUUAUCCCGUACACCGUCGUUGCAAACGACACCCUCGCAUCUAUCGCCAAGUACUUUAACACUCUCUGCCUCAACAACACCUUCCCCACUUCUAUCUGCGACACCAACACCCUCCCCUCCUGCGACGAUUCCGCCAUCUCGCAAGGGCAACUGCUGCUAAUACCCUGCAAAAACCGGAUAUUUUCGGACGUCUGUCCGCUGGCGACGUCGACCGUGUGUGGGGCUGAUGGAGUGACAUAUGGCAGCGGGUGUGCGGCGAAAAAGGCAUAUGCGAUGCCGUUCAGGCAGGGAGUGUGUGCGCCGUGUGAAUCGGCCUGCCGUGGCCGCAUGUUCUUAAAGCCACUCACCGGCAAUGCCUGCACUUCCACAGCAGCUUCGGCGGCUGCGGGGCCGACGCCUGCGGAGUUCAUCGCGGAACUGGAGCAGCUGCAGAAGACCCUUCUCAAGAACCCGUUCAAAUACUCGAUGGUAGCGAACGCGUUACAACGGUCAAUCAAACAGCUUAAGAAGCUACCCGACGCGAACAUAAGCGUGGAGUUUCUAUCUGAAAACACUGCGCUGAUCCCCACCAACAUCGCUCUCACGGGAGUCGGCAUACGCGCUAUAGUGCCAAAGCUAAUGGGCGACCUGAUUCGUUUUAACGUCAUCGAAGGCUUGUACCCGUUCGCACAAAUAAAGUCGAUUCCUGUUGGCGGGAAACUGAAAACGCAAUUGAACGGCAAGCAGCUCGUAAGGUUCAAGACGCAAACGGGUUUUCUUUCGCACGGUACAACCGUUGCGCUGGGCCCUCCUGGGGCGAACGUGCUGACGUGGGCACAAAUCGACGAUCCAGAUCUGUUCAAAGGGCAGUUUAUCCGAGCGCACGGUGUGGAUGGAGUCCUCAAGCCCAACGGGAUCAUCUGA
Closterium sp. Yama58-4 is the source of this 3537-nucleotide messenger RNA. The record is from the annotation of a GenBank genome assembly. Lineage: Eukaryota; Viridiplantae; Streptophyta; Zygnematophyceae; Desmidiales; Closteriaceae.